Messenger RNA from Rotaria sp. Silwood1, 2176 nucleotides. NCBI's taxonomy places the organism in Eukaryota, Metazoa, Rotifera, Eurotatoria, Philodinida, Philodinidae. The record is from the annotation of a GenBank genome assembly.
AUGGCAGCUUCCAGGGCUGCUGAGACUCCAGAACAAGCAAGUAAUCGGCUUGAAGAACAACGAACCAGGCAAGCGGCUUCAAGAGCUGCUGAGACACCAGAGCAAACAACAACUCGGCUUGAAGAACAACGAACAAGACAAGCAUCUUCAAGAGCUGCUGAGACAGCGGAACAAACAACUAUUCGGAAUACAGAUAAACUCACAAGGCAAGCUGUUUCAAGAGCUGCUGAAACACCAGAGCAAACAACAACUCGGCUUGAAGAACAACGGACAAGACAAGCAGCUUCAAGAGCUGCUGAGUCUUCAGAACAACAACAAGUACGGCGUGAGGAAGAUCGAAGAAGACGUUCCAAUUCACGAGCAUCACGUUGGUCAUUCAUGGACCGGGAAGCAUUUCAAUAUGAUCCAACCAAAAAUUAUGACAAUCACCCUCAACUUUAUAUUGGUCGAAUGACAGAGAUUUGCUCAUAUUGUGAUGCACUCAAGUGGUCUGGCGAAGCACCAGAUAUGUGCUGUUCCAAUGGUAAAGUAAAACUGCCAUCAUUUGGACAGCCUCCUGAACCAUUGGAAUCAUUAAUGUCCGGCACAACAACAACAUCAAAGCAUUUCUUGGAGAACAUUCGAAAGUAUAAUUCAUGUUUUCAAAUGACGUCAUUUGGUGUUACAAGCGAGGUGUGUGAGCCAGGUUUCAUGCCUACAUUCAAAAUUCAAGGUCAAGUUUACCAUCGCAUAGGAUCGUUGUUACCACUGACCAAUGAAGAACCUAAAUUUCUUCAAAUUUAUUUCAUGGGAGAUGAACAGCAACAGGCGAGACAACGAUGCAAUAAUAUUCCAGGUACAAGACAAGAUAUUGUUAUAGAUUUGCAACGAAUGCUUCAUCAAUAUAACAGCUAUGUCCAUAUUUUCAAGUCUACUCUAGAGAAGAUGCUUUCUGACGAAUACAGAGUGGUUAUCAGUGCAGACAAGAAGCCUGCUAGGGAGCAUGCAAGACGCUUCAACGAACCUUCUACAAAUGAAGUAGCAGUCAUCAUUGCUGGUAACGAAUUCGAGAGACGGGACAUCAUUUUGGAGAAGAAAAACAAUCAGUUACAGAGAGUGGCAGAAACACACAGGUCAUAUGAUGCGUUGCAAUAUCCACUGAUCUUUUGGGAGGGAGAAGAUGGAUAUCAUUUUCUCAUAAUGCAGACUGAUCCGACAACAGGAACGCCCGUUGAUCGCAAAAAAGUUUCGGCCAUGGAUUUUUAUGCUUACAGAAUAAUGAUGCGAGCUGGUGCUAUAAAUCAUAUCUUAAGAUGACGUCAACUUUUUCAUCAAUUUAUCGUUGACAUGUACGCUAAAAUCGAAAGUGAGCGGUUAUGGUUCAUACGACUUAACCAAAAGAAACUGAGAGUAGACGAAUACAUUCACUUAAGAGACGCAAUAGCUAAUGAUGGCAACGCCGAUACCCUUGGUCAAUUAGUAAUACUACCAUCUACAUUCACUGGAAGUCCACGUCACAUGCACGAAUAUACACAAGAUGCUAUGACAUACGUGAGAAACUACGGAAGACCUGAUCUAUUUGUAACAUUCACUUGCAAUCCAACAUGGGAAGAAAUUCAAGAAGAACUAUUAGAUGGUCAAAAUCCGUCCGAUCGUCAUGAUCUGCUGGCAAGAGUAUUCAAGCAAAAACUCAUAAAAUUAAUGAAUAUUAUUACCAAAAGCCAUGUAUUUGGACCAACACAAUGUUGGAUGUAUUCUAUUGAAUGGCAAAAGAGAGGUCUGCCUCAUUCUCAUAUAUUGAUAUGGUUGAAAGACAAAAUUAAGCCAGAUGAAAUAGACAGCGUUAUUAGUGCAGAAUUACCAGAUCGUCAACAAGAUCCCCGUCUAUUUCAGGUUAUCGUGAAAAACAUGAUUCAUGGACCUUGCGGUAGUAUCAAUCCUGGAUCUUCGUGUAUGAAAGAUGGAAAGUGUACCAAAAGGUAUCCCAGACAACUUAUUCAAGAUACACAAACAGGUGAAGAUGGUUAUCCACUCUACAGAAGGCGAAGUUCAGAAGAUGGUGGUUUCAAAGCAAGAAUCAAGACCAAAUUUGGCAACUCGAUUCAAGAAAUUGAAAUCGAUAACAAAUUGGUUGUACCAUACUGUCCGUUACUUUCCCGAAUUUUUCAAGCUCAUAUUAAUGUCGAGUAUUGCAAUU